This is a messenger RNA of Belonocnema kinseyi, 1287 nucleotides long. RefSeq names its product paired amphipathic helix protein Sin3a-like. The transcript is spliced from 5 exons. The record is from RefSeq and is a predicted model, not a curated record. The coding region runs from base 16 to 864 and encodes 282 amino acids. NCBI's taxonomy places the organism in Eukaryota, Metazoa, Arthropoda, Insecta, Hymenoptera, Cynipidae.
CAAGCCGAACAAGAAAUGUCUAUUGUGAAAAAAUACAAGAAGGAUUGUAGGAUAUCGAUGGAGCUCCUGGACACGGAGAAUCAGGACUCUGGCGAGGGUAAUUCGCGGGAGCGAGAACGAGAAACGGUGGCGACAAUGGAGAAUUGGUCGCUCUAUGUCGAGAGAUACUCGACGACAGUGGCGCCACCGGGCCAGGCUAGUCCGAAUCACUCUCAGUCAUUGCCAGAGCGUCCCGAGCCUGCCACAAAUCAUCCUGUGAGUAGCGACCAGGCGGCAAGGGGGGGGCGGGGCAGAAAGCGCAAGAACACCAACACCACUGACAUUAAACAGAAGAUCGACGGAAAUGAAAUUUGGCAGAGUGUACGCAUUAUGGCGAAACGCAAGCCAACAAUACUCCCUCGCAAUAUUCGACAUUAUCAAACUUACGCUGCUAGGAUCAAUAAAGCUGCCCAGGAACGAAAAGCAAACUUAGCGGAGGAGAAAAAGCCAUUUGAUUCUGAAGACGCAGCUGAUGGGUCCGAAAUUAUUUCUUCCCACGAGAUGGAAUGUCAAUUAGUUCCCCUCGAUUAUCGCUUAUUCUUUAUAAUGAACGAGGGCGAAUUUUAUUACAGGUACAAGGCUUUAGCGCGAUCAUUGGAGUCUCAUCCACUAGUGACAAAGAGCAAGAAUGCAAAAUUCCACCAGUGGUUCGCGAGUUGGACACGUGAAAAUGUGAGCGAAGAGCAGCACAAAAUUUGUCAGGAUUGGUUGAUGGGACGUUAUGAGAAUCUGAUUCCGCACAGGACGCGAGUCGUGACCGACAACAAUCAAACGCGAACCCCCUAUCGCCAAUACAAUCGAUAUCGUGUCGAUUAUUUGCAAUAGGGUGACACCACUUUUGGCAACGAUCUCUUUCUUAUUCGUGAAUACUCUCUCAAAGUCACAGCACAGCAAGUGCGCCAGAACUUUUUCUGAGAGGGAGGUAGAGAGAGAGAAAGAGAGAGAGAGAUCCAAAGCGAAAUUCUCAAAUGUAAAAUAUCACUAUAAUUUUUUUUUAUUUGUUUUUUUUUUCUGUUUUCCUUUUGAACCAAUAUUUUGGUCAAACAAGAGACAUCACGAACUAACUUGUAGAGAAAUAGUGUCGAUCCUUUCCUUUGUAGAGGAACCUGCAGUGUAAAUUCCAGAGAGAAAACAAAAAAUGCAAAAGCAAGAUGGUUGUGAUUCGAAUACCUAACAAAGAAAAAAGAAAAAAAAAAUUCAACGAAGCGCCUGUUUUUUUUUCUCGUAUUUAACUAGGCAAAAAAUAUG